Molecule: messenger RNA, 1031 nt
Organism: Suncus etruscus (white-toothed pygmy shrew)
Lineage: Eukaryota; Metazoa; Chordata; Mammalia; Eulipotyphla; Soricidae
Gene: GLO1
Product: glyoxalase I
Exons: 6
Coding region: 96-650 (184 amino acids)
Molecular function (GO): lactoylglutathione lyase activity; metal ion binding
Source: RefSeq, a predicted model, not a curated record
CACGGUCUCGCAGUCGGGCUGCUCCGGGCCUGGACUUGUAGUCUGGGUGACUGUCGCCUCCCGGGGCUCCUCCGUCUCGAACCCGCUGCAAGACCAUGGCAGAACCUCAGCCCGCCUCCGCCGGCCUCACCGACGAGGUCGCCCUCGGAUGCUGCGCCGAGCCGCAUCCCAGCACCAAGGACUUCCUGUUGCAACAGACCAUGCUACGAAUUAAGGAUCCAAAGAAGUCUCUAGAUUUCUAUACUAGAAUUCUUGGAAUGACGCUUAUCCAAAAAUUGGAUUUCCCCACUAUGAAAUUUUCACUCUAUUUCUUGGCUUAUGAGGAUAAAAAUGAUAUCCCAAAAGAAAAAAAUGAAAAAUUAGCUUGGGUAUUUUCCAGAAAAGCUACUCUUGAACUGACACACAAUUGGGGUACUGAAGAUGAUGAGAGCCAGAGUUAUCACAAUGGCAAUUCAGACCCUCGCGGAUUUGGUCACAUUGGAAUAGCUGUUCCCGAUGUACAUGGUGCCUGUAAGAGAUUUGAAGAGCUGGGAGUCAAAUUUGUGAAGAAACCUGAUGAUGGUAAAAUGAAAGGCUUGGCAUUUGUUCAAGAUCCUGAUGGCUACUGGAUUGAAAUCCUGAAUCCGAAUGUAAUGACCACUAUUUGUUAGUUCUGUCAGAUACUGCUUCGAGAGCUCAAGGUGGACACUGAGAGGUGAAAAUGGAAACGGUGUGAUUCACGAUUUUCAGAAACAGGAGCAUCAAGAAGGAAUAAUGUUGGUUCCUACUCAAAUAUAUAUUCUGAGUCCAUUUCCCCUUUUUGCUUCAGCUGUGUUUUUCAUCUGUUCGUUUUACUUUGAAAGUACUGCUUUGCCUAAAGUCCUUGAGUGUAAUUGUAAUUUCGGGAGGUAAUAAUUAGGAGAAUUCCCUUCAGAGGCAACAUUUUUUCCUUCUAUCACCUAAAUAUGACUUCUCUAUAAGUCUGCCUUUGAAUCAUCAUUUUCUAAAAGAAACAGUUUAACCUGUUUUUAUUCGGGUUAUCUUCUGGGGUU